Messenger RNA from Saccoglossus kowalevskii, 1020 nucleotides. Its product is annotated as laminin subunit alpha-2-like. NCBI's taxonomy places the organism in Eukaryota, Metazoa, Hemichordata, Enteropneusta, Harrimaniidae. The record is from RefSeq and is a predicted model, not a curated record.
AUGUACAGGUUUCUGGUCAUCUGUGCAUUACCAGAUGUACAGGUUUCUGGUGACCAGUACCAUUACAAGAUAUACAGGUUUCUGGUCAUCAGUGCCAUUACCAGAUGUACAGGGUUCUGGUCAUCAGUGCAUUACCAGAUGUACAGGUUUCUGGUCAUCUGUGCAUUACCAUAUGUACAGGUUUCUGGUUCACCAGUGCUAUUACCAGAUAUCACAGUGAUUCGUAAUCGGCUUGAUGGAACUAUUGUGGUUGAUGGUAGUGAGUAUGUGAAUGGCACAGCUCCUGGUUUGGCAACCAGUAUGAAUAUUGACACCGGGUUAUAUAUUGGGGGUGUUCCACAAGAUAUUUCUACACCAAGACUAGGAACAGUUACUUACAGCUUAGAUGGCUGCAUAAGAAACCUAAAACUCCAGAAUAAUGUCUUAGAUGUGGAAUCGUCAACAACUCAAGUUGAUGUCACUCCUUGCACUAAAAAAGUUGAGGAUGCUGCUUACUUCAAUGGCAAUGGAUUUUUAGUACUUGAUGAGAAGUUCAGAGUUGGCAGUGAUCUGACGAUUGAUCUAAAGUUCCGAACAACACAGAAUGAUGGAUUACUACUCAGUGUUGCUAAUGACCAAAACGAUUGCUUGGGUCUGGAAUUGGUUAAUGGGAAGCUUACAUUACGUACAGACAAUGGUGCUGGUGCAUUCUCUGCAACGUACACUCCAGAAUCCUCCUAUACACUUUGCGACAACAUGUGGCACACAGUGAAGAUUGUCAAAGUGAAAAAUGCACUGGAGCUUGUAGUUGAUGGUCACUACCAAGGUGGAGCCAAUGAAGCAGUCAGCAGUUCAGCAGACACUAAUAAUCCAUUGUACUUUGCUGGAUACCCUGACACUGCACUGCAGCAGAAAUGUUUGACUACUGACAUUAAAUUCAUGGGGUGUAUUGGAAAUGUUAUAAUCCAAGGUCAAAAACAAGACUUCCGUCAAGCUGCUGAACUGGUUGAUGUCAGACCAAGUUCGUGUCCUGUUAAAUAA